CGUAAUCGCAGAGAUUCUUUUCAUCACGAAAACCUGAUUUGGAAUUUUGUGAGCUGUUAACACAGGCAAGUUGCCGGUUUUACAUCUCUUCUCUAGCAAAGUCCAUUCGCAGUUCAAAACUUGCUCUUUUACUAUUCUGUGCUCAACAUUGCUCAACAUGGCAUCUACCUCUCCAAGCUCGACCAUUGAUUGUGACGUGGUAGUUGUCGGAGGAGGGAAUGCGGGAUUUUCUGCCGCCAUAUCUGCUGCGCAGUCAGGAUCUGGAAGAGUCCUCCUAAUUGACAAAUGCCCAGAGGAGUGGGCCGGAGGUAACUCGCAUUUCACGGCAGGGGCAUUCCGUACCGUACACCACGGGUUGAAAGAUAUUAUCCCUCUUGUAAAUAACGUCGAUACUGGAACAACAAAUAUCAUCGAUCUGGCCCCUUAUACUCGAGACGAUUUCCUUGCAGACCUGUCUCGCAUCACACAUGGACGAUUCGAGCCAGAAUUGGGCAAAACUUUGAUCGAAGAGUCAAAUGACACUGUCAAAUGGCUUGCUAGAAACGGUGUCAGAUUCCAACUCUCGUUCAACCGCCAAGCCUACAAGAUCGAUGGCAGAUUCAAAUUUUGGGGUGGCAUGUGCCUCAAAACCGAGGAUGGCGGGAAAGGGCUGAUUCUUGAUCAUCAGAGAGCGGCGAAGAAACACGGAGUGACCGUACUAUACUCGACGGCGGCCAAGAACAUCCUUCUGGAUUCGAGGACUGGUGCUUUCGAAUCAUUACUGGCAUCAGAUAAAGAUGGGAACUCGCUCCUCAUCAACGCUAAAGCAGUAAUUCUUGCCGCGGGUGGGUUUGAAGCAAAUCCACGUAUGAGGUCGCAAUAUCUUGGCCCUGGCUGGGAUCUUGCUUAUGUUCGAGGUACACCGUACAAUACUGGAGAGUGUCUAGAAAUGGCCAUUCGAGAUGUUUCAGCAAAGCAAGCAGGGCAAUGGUCCGGGUGCCAUUCAGUGGCUUGGGAUGCCAAUGCACCUGCCAACACUGGAGACCGAGAGAUCUCAAACGAGUUUACCAAAUCUGGCUAUCCUUUGGGCAUCACAAUUAACAACCUGGGAGAGCGCUUCUUUGACGAGGGCAGUGACAUCCGCAACUACACCUACGCCAAAUUUGGACGUGCUAUUCUAGCCCAGCCACAAGGAACAGCCUUCCAGGUAUGGGAUUCGAAAGGCAUCCCAUGGCUUCGAGACGAAGAAUAUCGAGACGAAAUUGUGCACAAGAUCCGUGCGUCCACCAUCGAAGAACUGGCUCAGAAAUGUGCCCAGUCUUAUGGAUUGGAAAACCCGAGACAAUUUGUGGAGACUGUGAAGGAGUACAACAAUGCGAUUUACCAGCAUCGGAAAGAGUUUGGUGAUUUGAAGUGGGACCCUGCUGUUAAAGAUGGAUUAUCAACCCAAUCCUCUAAGAAAUCCCUCAAAGUGCCGAAAUCCAAUUGGGCAUUAACUGUUGACGAGGGUCCGUUUCUAGCAGUCAAGGUGGGGUGUGGCGUGACUUUUACAUUUGGGGGUCUUGCUGUUGACCCAAAGACGGCUGGGGUUAUCUCAUUGACUGGACGAACUGUGCCAGGCGUAUUUUGUGCUGGUGAGAUGGUUGGUGGGAUAUUCUAUGAGAAUUAUCCAGGUGGAAGUGGAUUGACAUCAGGAGCGGUAUUUGGUCGAAAGGCUGGCAUCAAUGCUGCGUUACAUUCCGCUGGAAAGGCGGCGGGGACCACGCAACGAGUACUCUCUCGAUUAUAGGCCCCUUUUCACAUAGCUGCGGGCUUCAAGUAGUCUUACAUUGAACACUGCUUAGACUCUUAGGUGCUGGUACUGCUCAGAAUCAGGAAUAUCAAAUUCGAAAUCUGGG
Molecule: messenger RNA, 1877 nt
Organism: Hyaloscypha bicolor E
Lineage: Eukaryota; Fungi; Ascomycota; Leotiomycetes; Helotiales; Hyaloscyphaceae
Product: FAD/NAD(P)-binding domain-containing protein
Exons: 3
Coding region: 158-1768 (536 amino acids)
Source: RefSeq, a predicted model, not a curated record